Messenger RNA from Coprinopsis cinerea okayama7#130, 282 nucleotides. RefSeq lists its product as hypothetical. The coding region runs from base 1 to 282 and encodes 93 amino acids. The record is from RefSeq and is a predicted model, not a curated record. The transcript is spliced from 3 exons. Lineage: Eukaryota; Fungi; Basidiomycota; Agaricomycetes; Agaricales; Psathyrellaceae.
AUGGAUUUCUUGAAGAGCAACCUCGCCAGUGGCGGGUCGAACAAGGCCCAACCCAGCGCGCAACAAUCUAGUGGUGGAUUCAUGAGUCGCGUGAACGAAGCUGCGGGUGGAGGACGCAAGGCUGAACAGAACGAGGAUUUCGUCGACAAAGGUGUCGACUUUGUCCAGGAAAAGUUCCUAGGUCAGGGACCGCAGGAUAACGAGUCUGCGUUUGAGCAGAUGAAGGAUAAGCAGAUUGCGGAUGCGAUUAGGAGGCAGGGGGGGUUUGGGGGUGUGAAGUAA